UCAGCGGGGCGGCGGCGGGAGGAGCCGUCGGAGCCGUCGCCGCAGUCGCCGCCGUCGCCGCGCCGGCCGCGGACAGAGUCAGCACCGCGGACAGCGCCCCCUCCGCGCCCCCUCCGCGCCGCCCCGCGCCCCUCCGCGCCCCCACCAUGACGGCGGAGACCCACCUGCAGGGCGUGGAGAUCUCGGCCGCCCAGUUCUUCGAGAUCUGGCACCACUACGACUCCGACGGCAAUGGGUACAUGGAUGGGAAGGAGCUACAAAACUUCAUCCAGGAGCUGCAGCAGGCACGGAAGAAGGCAGGCUUGGAUUUAACACCUGAAAUGAAAGCUUUUGUGGACCAAUAUGGGAAGACUACUGAUGGAAAAAUAGGAAUAGUUGAGCUUGCUCAGAUAUUACCGACGGAAGAGAAUUUCCUGUUGUUCUUCAGGUGCCAGCAGCUAAAGUCAAGUGAAGACUUCAUGCAGACAUGGAGAAAAUAUGACAGCGACCACAGUGGCUUCAUUGAUUCUGAGGAGCUCAAGAGCUUCUUGAAAGAUUUACUACAGAAAGCAAAUAAGCAGAUUGAAGACUCAAAGCUAACAGAAUACACAGAAAUAAUGCUCAGGAUGUUUGAUGCAAACAAUGAUGGAAAGUUGGAGCUUACUGAACUGGCCAGACUACUCCCUGUACAGGAAAAUUUUCUUAUUAAAUUUCAGGGUGUCAAAAUGUGUGCAAAAGAAUUCAAUAAAGCCUUUGAGAUGUAUGAUCAAGAUGGCAAUGGCUAUAUAGAUGAAAAUGAACUCGAUGCACUACUGAAGGAUCUCUGUGAAAAGAACAAAAAGGAAUUAGACAUUAACAACCUUGCGACAUACAAGAAAAGCAUCAUGGCCUUGUCCGAUGGAGGAAAGCUUUACCGAGCAGAACUGGCUCUUAUUCUCUGUGCUGAGGAAAACUAGAACUCUCCUGUCAUGUCCACUUAACUAGUGAUGUACUCUAUCUACACAAUAACUGUGCACUAUAAGGGAGUAGGCUGUAUUUUUAAACUGCAUAUAGAAAAUUAGCCAGGAUGUGUGGCACAUUCCUUUCAGUUUGUUUCUAUACUGUUUGUAAUGUACAGUUUUUGUAACAAUAAGAUUGAUAAAGAGAAUGUCUAUGUUUGGGCCAGUCUGUAUAUUCAAAAAGAAACUAAAAUAUGUCGGGGUUUAUUUUGGUUUUGGUUUUUUUUUUUUUUUUUUGGCUUUCAUAAACACGGCUGGAAAAAAAUUAAACCUGCUGACAUUGCUGUGGUCAUCA
This is a messenger RNA of Chroicocephalus ridibundus (black-headed gull), 1272 nucleotides long. RefSeq names its product calbindin 1 (gene CALB1). NCBI's taxonomy places the organism in Eukaryota, Metazoa, Chordata, Aves, Charadriiformes, Laridae. The record is from RefSeq and is a predicted model, not a curated record. Gene Ontology annotation, molecular function: calcium ion binding. The transcript is spliced from 11 exons. The coding region runs from base 147 to 935 and encodes 262 amino acids. Gene Ontology annotation, biological process: regulation of presynaptic cytosolic calcium ion concentration; regulation of long-term synaptic potentiation. Gene Ontology annotation, cellular component: nucleus; synapse; dendritic spine.